Monodelphis domestica (gray short-tailed opossum) is the source of this 2031-nucleotide messenger RNA. RefSeq names its product chaperonin containing TCP1 subunit 3 (gene CCT3). Gene Ontology annotation, molecular function: ATP binding; ATP-dependent protein folding chaperone; ATP hydrolysis activity. Gene Ontology annotation, biological process: protein folding. The record is from RefSeq and is a predicted model, not a curated record. Lineage: Eukaryota; Metazoa; Chordata; Mammalia; Didelphimorphia; Didelphidae.
GCCUGUCAAUGAAGCGUGUGCGGGGAUUGGCGGCGGCACUAAGGACAGCACGCUUAGCUGUAGGCGUUGUAGCGGCGGCGCUGCUUGGGCUCCGCAUUCUGGCUCCAUCUCCAGAAGGUUCUGCCGGUUGUCCUAGCUCCCAGUUCCCGGCUCUGCGCCGCCAUGAUGGGCCAUCGCCCCGUGCUCGUGCUCAGUCAGAGUACAAAACGGGAAUCUGGAAGGAAAGUGCAAUCAGGGAACAUCAGUGCUGCCAAGACUAUUGCAGAUGUCAUCCGAACAUGUCUGGGACCUAAGUCCAUGAUGAAGAUGCUUUUGGACCCAAUGGGUGGCAUUGUGAUGACCAAUGAUGGCAACGCCAUUCUCCGAGAGAUUCAAGUCCAACAUCCAGCAGCUAAGUCAAUGAUUGAAAUCAGUCGGACCCAGGAUGAAGAAGUUGGGGAUGGGACUACAUCAGUGAUUAUUCUUGCUGGAGAGAUGCUGUCAGUGGCUGAGCAUUUCCUAGAGCAACAGAUGCACCCAACAGUAGUGAUUAGUGCCUACCGAAAGGCAUUGGAUGAUAUGAUCAGCACACUUAAGAAAAUCAGUACCCCUGUUGAUAUCAACAACCGUGAUACAAUGAUGAAUAUCAUUGACAGUGCCAUUCGCACUAAGGUGAUUAGCCGCUGGUCCUCCCUGGCUUGCACCAUAGCCCUGGAUGCUGUAAAGAUGGUGCAAUUUGAGGAGAAUGGCCGAAAAGAGAUCGACAUUAAGAAGUUUGCUAAAGUGGAAAAGAUUCCUGGAGGCAUCAUUGAGGAUUCCUGUGUCUUACGUGGAGUCAUGAUCAAUAAGGAUGUGACCCAUCCACGAAUGCGGCGCUACAUUAAGAAUCCUCGAAUUGUGUUGCUGGAUUCCUCCUUGGAAUAUAAAAAAGGAGAGAGCCAGACAGAUAUUGAGAUAACUCGAGAGGAAGACUUCACCCGGAUCCUGCAAAUGGAAGAAGAAUAUAUUCAACAGCUUUGUGAGGAUAUUAUUCACCUCAAGCCUGAUGUGGUCAUCACAGAAAAGGGCAUCUCAGAUUUAGCUCAGCACUACCUCAUGCGGGCCAACAUCACAGCUAUCCGAAGAGUCCGGAAGACAGACAACAACCGAAUUGCCAGGGCCUGUGGGGCCCGGAUUGGCAGCCGACCAGAAGAACUUAGAGAAGAUGAUGUUGGGACUGGUGCUGGCUUAUUUGAAAUCAAGAAGAUUGGAGAUGAAUACUUUACUUUCAUCACAGAAUGCAAAGAUCCUAAGGCCUGCACCAUUGUCCUCCGGGGGGCCAGCAAGGAGAUCCUAUCGGAAGUGGAACGGAACCUCCAGGAUGCCAUGCAGGUCUGCCGGAAUGUUUUUCUCGAACCUCUGCUGGUCCCAGGAGGUGGGGCCUCUGAGAUGGCCCUUGCUCAUGCAUUGACAGAAAAAUCCAAAGCUAUGACUGGCAUUGAGCAGUGGCCAUACCGGGCUGUAGCCCAGGCCUUAGAGGUCAUUCCUCGUACCCUUAUCCAGAACUGUGGGGCCAGUACCAUUCGUCUACUCACUUCCCUUCGGGCCAAGCACACUCAGGAGAACUGUGAGACCUGGGGUGUGGAUGGUGAGACGGGAGUCUUGGUGGACAUGAAGGAGCUGGGGAUCUGGGAACCACUUGCUGUGAAGCUUCAGAUAUACAAGACUGCAGUAGAGACGGCUGUCCUGCUGCUUCGGAUUGAUGACAUUGUCUCAGGCCACAAAAAGAAGGGUGAUGAUCAGAAUCAGUCAGUUGGUAACCCUGAUGGUGGGCAGGAGUGAGGAAGCAUCACAAGAGACAGCCCACAGGGCCAGCAGGUUUUCCAUCCCUUCCCUGAGCCAGGCUGCCAGGGCAAACAUGGAUGUCUUCGGUGGAGAUUAGGUUGAGAGGCCUCUCUCAGCCUCUGUCUGCCCCAGCUCAGUUUGCAAAAGGCACUGACAUGUAAUUCCUAUUGUAAGCUUUCCAUUUAAGUUUGCUUCCGAUGAUUAAAAUCUCAGUCAUUUGAGACUCCA